UUAGAUGUUAUCGUGCCGGUCACCAAGGAGGAGCUUACUAUGGAUGAUAUCGUGCCGGUCAAGACCAACAAGGUCGUGAAGCCCAGGCCUUUGCAGGCUGCAAGCAUUCCAGGACUCCUUGGGAUUUUUCAGAACGAGUGGGAUGCUCUCAUGCUUUCUAAUUUUGCUUUGGAGCAGCAGCUACACACAGCAAGACAAGAACUUAGUCAUGCGCUCUACCAGUUGAUAAUAGUUUUACAUGAACUAUUGGCGUUGGCUAUCUAAAAGGACAGAAAGGCAGACAUGAGCAACAGAUCCCGCUCCAUGGGCUGAAACUGGGAUUCGUGAUGGUCAGCUAAGCAUACCUUCGCCUUCAAAUUUGCGUAGCUUCUUUUUUAUUCUGCAAGUUGUUUGGUCUGCCGUUCAAAUGCCUUAUUAUUCUGCGAGCUG
Molecule: messenger RNA, 429 nt
Organism: Zea mays
Lineage: Eukaryota; Viridiplantae; Streptophyta; Magnoliopsida; Poales; Poaceae
Product: pre-mRNA-processing factor 19-like
Exons: 4
Coding region: 40-264 (74 amino acids)
Biological process (GO): mRNA splicing, via spliceosome; DNA repair
Cellular component (GO): U2-type catalytic step 1 spliceosome; cytoplasm; Prp19 complex
Molecular function (GO): ubiquitin protein ligase activity
Source: RefSeq, a predicted model, not a curated record